UGAGAGGAAAAGAAGCAAAAGGUGAAGGUAAGAAGGCAAGCUGAGACAUUCUAAGUCUUGAAAUGUUCAAAGGUAUCAAAAGCAAACCUUUAUAUAUUGGUGCUUCUCACUGGUUGAAUAUCAUCAUCGGACAAUUGAACAACAAAUUUCUUUUGCUUCAUAACAUUUAUCCUAGUAAAAUGGAACGAAGAUCCACAUUCCGCUUCCGUCUUCCUUGGUCACAACCUGCACCUGCACCUGCUCCAUCUCCAGCUCCAACACCUGCAAGCAAACCAUCCACUCAGCCUACUACCAAAACAAGUCGCGCUCCCACAACUCGUACUGGCUCAAGAGCUGCUUCACAGCCCUCCAGCAGCAGUACGCCGUCCUCCAGUCCUACAACUGAAAACCCAACUCGCAAGCAGCCACCAAGCGCCACCUCAACCACAACAUCUGCAAAGCCUUCUUCACCAGCUCAACCUUCAGCUGGCACUCAAAGCCGUAAUGAUGCCCCUACCAGUACAAUCACCCCAACACCAACAUCUCCUACGCCUCUACCUCAGCCCUCAGCUGAAAUGAACGCACCUAGCCAGCCUUCCACCAGAAGCACAAGCCCUUUAACUGAAACUACCCCAGUUCCUCCUCAACCUUCAGCUGAAAGCAAAGCCCCUAUCCAGCUCUCCACCACAAGCACAAGCCCUUUAAUUGAAACUACCCCAAUUCCUCCUCAACCUUUAGCUGAAAGCAAAGCCCCUAACCAGCCAUCGACCUCAAACUCUACACCAGCAAAUGCUCCAGCUAGUUCAAAAUCUGAAACUCAAACCCCUACCACUACCAUAAGCACCACCCCAACAUCCACAAUAGCUCAGAGCGGACCAUCUAGUCCUCCAGGAGUUUCUCCCUCACCCUCUUCUCAAAUUCGGGCAUCCAGAACUGAGUCUCAACCAUUGAUACCAUCUCAAGAACAGCAAGGGAUCAGUUCUCAACCAGCAUCACCAUCUGAUGUGCCAACCACUCAUACCUUUGAUACCUUCGAUUUCUUGCCAAUCCACAAGGGAGCAGUUUUCAAUUCUCACGUGCCCUUGCUUCCAAUUCUUUUAGAUCCUCAAUCACGAGAAAUGAACCCGAUAUCCUCCCCAACACGCAAGGAUCCUCAAGUCCUCUCAACGGACCAAUUAACCUCAAAGGUACCUCCUCCUGCAAGCCAGAGUAUUUCUUCAAAUCUUCCAUCUGGUAUAACCUCUCAAAUGCAACAAAAGGAUCAGACAAUUGCUCAGCCAACAUCUCCACUGAAACAAUUAGACAGCUCAGAACCUUCUUCCAAAUCCACUGAAGCACUUACAUCAAUUUAUGGAAAAGAACCAAAGCUCACAGCAAUUCGGCCACAGUCAGAACAAAUGGAGCUUCCCAAGAAGGAGACCAUAUCUGACACUGAAGCAAAAGUUAGGUCACCUGAAAAAAUAAUGCAACCUUUAAAACUAUCAGAGGUGAAAUCCACUAGAGGCAUUACCGAAGAACCAUCCCAGAUAUCAGACUCUUCAGAAAUCAAUGGCAAACCUAUGAUGGUGACACAGUCAGAGACAAACAUCCAGGAAACUAGAGAAGUGAAGGAAGUUAUGCAAGAGAUGAGGGAUAAAAACUAUGGUGCAGGAGAAAAUAUUGGUGGUUUCCUGACAUCCAAAAAGCAGCCAGGCAUUGUUUUUCAAUCAAAGCAAGCAUAUACAGAGCAGCAAGCCAGUUCUAAUAACAAUCAGAUUCGGGUGAACCCUGUCUCUAAUGUCUCUAACAGAAAACAUACAAGAACAGUUUUAUCUCAGCCAAAGAACAAAACAAUUGCCAGUAGUUCCAGUAAGGAAACUGCGGUUUCCACUGAACAAGACAUACCCCUUAACAAAGAGGUAAAAGAUAACAUCUCGAAGCUUAUUCAUAGAAUGGCAGUUGGAGAGGGCAAGCAAAAUUUGGAAGACGGACCGGUGAGUGUGAUCACACUUGCAGGUGAUAAUAGAGGAGCAUCUAUGCAACUUGGUUCUGACUCAUCCAGAAAAGAAGGGGCAAUCCACAUUCGCAGAGGCUACAAACUGAAUCCAGAUGAAAGUGCCGAUGCAACCACAGAUGCAGAGGGAAAUUCAGUGGGAAGACGACCAAAAGAUGCAAGGAUCGUGGACGAUCAAGAAAUAGAGGCAUAUCUAAACUGCAACGUGCAGGGCAUGAACAACUCAAUUACAUUUGACAGUGCCAUUGAGGCAAAAAAUCCAGGUAUACAUAUGUUGUUCUAUUGUAUGCCUUCAGAACCUAUAAGAUCAAGUGAGAGAACAGGACCCUUUGAGGCACACAAGGCUGAAUUUAAUGUAACCCCUGCCCAGAAACUUACAUACGAGCCAAAGAUCAGAAGAAGAUGCCUCAAAGGCCUUUUCCUUGAACCAAGUGAUUCUGAUCCAGAUAACCCUGGUUGCCAUGUUGGCUGCAUGGAGAAGAGUAAUGAUAACGAGAUAGAGAUUCUUUGAAAACUACAGUUGUAAUACAUGUAAUUGUUAGAAGUUAAACAUCCUUGUGUAUAUGCUCAAUAACCCAUGUUUAAAGCAACUGCAAUUGAGAUGGCUGUGAUAUAUGAAACAUGAUAGUUAUGAAAUGUUGUUCUACUGCCUCGU
This is a messenger RNA of Nicotiana tabacum (common tobacco), 2627 nucleotides long. RefSeq lists its product as uncharacterized. The record is from RefSeq and is a predicted model, not a curated record. NCBI's taxonomy places the organism in Eukaryota, Viridiplantae, Streptophyta, Magnoliopsida, Solanales, Solanaceae.